Molecule: messenger RNA, 558 nt
Organism: Glossina fuscipes
Lineage: Eukaryota; Metazoa; Arthropoda; Insecta; Diptera; Glossinidae
Gene: CheA87a
Exons: 2
Coding region: 1-558 (185 amino acids)
Source: RefSeq, a predicted model, not a curated record
AUGACUAGCAAAAUACCUGCGUUUUCGGUAAUUCUUCUAUUAAUCUUAAAAAAUUCCAUUUAUUUGCGCGCCGAAGAUGAUAAGCCGCCUUACAAGGUUGUCUUAGACAAAUUGGUUAAGGAAAAGGAGGCAGAACAUAUUGUAAAAACCGAUCUGACUUUCGAUAAGGUGGACAGCGAAGUAUUAGUUAACGGCCAAAUGGAGCAACUGGUAGAUUUGGAUAAUAACUACAAGUCUCUUAUUAUCAUUCAUCAUGCCGAUGAACCCGAGGGUGAAUAUAAGAAAAUUAUGACUCUACCUAAGAAGGGCAUAUGCGAGUUGAUGCAAAAGCAGUAUAAGAACUACUUCUACGAAUCACUUAAGGAACACGCAAAUGCCCCCGAUCCUGAUGCAUGUCCUAUUGUGAAGGAGACUUAUGUUAUUAAAGACUACCCUUUAGAUUCUAGUAAAAUGCAGAAAUUCUUACGUCCCGGCUAUUAUCGAAUCGAGGGCUUUCUAUACCACAACGAUCAAGAUGUCCUUAAGUAUUCUAUAUACGCUCACGUCGAUGAAACGUAA